Magallana angulata is the source of this 2196-nucleotide messenger RNA. RefSeq names its product cytosolic Fe-S cluster assembly factor NUBP2 homolog. The transcript has 9 exons. Bases 51 to 989 code for a protein of 312 amino acids. Gene Ontology annotation, biological process: iron-sulfur cluster assembly. Gene Ontology annotation, molecular function: ATP-dependent FeS chaperone activity; iron-sulfur cluster binding; ATP binding. NCBI's taxonomy places the organism in Eukaryota, Metazoa, Mollusca, Bivalvia, Ostreida, Ostreidae. The record is from RefSeq and is a predicted model, not a curated record. Gene Ontology annotation, cellular component: cytosol.
AAAAUUAGUGUCCUCUUGUAAAUAUCCGAUUGGAAUUUAGAGGUGAUGGGAUGGAUUCUCUCGAAAUUCUAGAUGAAAAACUCACUGAAUGCCCUGCUAAUAGUGAGGAUGCUGGAAGAAGCUCUGUUUGUGAAGGCUGUCCUGGCCAGACUUUGUGUAGAAUGCAAGGUGGAGCAGAUCCUGACCAAGAAAUAAUAGAUGUAAGAAUGGGUGCCAUUAAACACAAGGUUCUGAUUCUAUCUGGAAAAGGAGGUGUUGGUAAAUCCACUGUUGCCUACCUGUUGUCAUUGGCUCUUGCUAGAUGUCAAUCAUCCAAGGUGGGUGUGGUUGACCUAGAUAUAUGUGGACCCAGUAUUCCUAAACUUUUCAAUGUAGAAAACCAGCCCAUUGUACAGUCACCAUAUGGAUGGAAACCCUUAGUAUCACCAAAUGAAGACGUCAAAGUGAUGUCUGUAGGUUCCAUGUUGGAUUCUGAUACAACAUCAGUCAUUUUCCGAGGGCCACGAAAAACAGGACUAAUCAAAAGAUUUCUUAAGGAUACAUUUUGGGGGAAAUUGGAUUUCUUGAUUUGUGAUACUCCUCCAGGAACAAGUGACGAGCACAUGGCGAUCGUCAAACUUCUGAAAAACGUCAAACCAGACGGAGCCAUCCUAGUCACCACGCCUCAAGAUGUUGCCGUGGCAACCAUUAAAAAAGAAGUUAGUUUCUGCCGGAAGAUGGGAGUGGCUGUCCUUGGUCUGGUAGAAAACAUGAGUGGACUGGUGUGUCCUUGCUGCAAGGAGACAUCUGAAGUUUUCCCUGGGAGAGGAGUUGUGUCCCUUGCAGAGAGUCAUAACAUACCCAUAUUAGGAAGUCUCCCCAUGGAUCCAAAGGUAACCGAGUGCUGUGAGAAUGGCAGAAACCCCUUGGAAAAUUACCCAGAAUCCCCUACUGUCCAGGGUGUUAUGGAGAUAUCUAGUCGUCUGAUUGGCCUAGUCAACAAUGGUUGACCUCAGUGAAAGUACCCCUCUUUCCACAGUAUUAUAAAGACCCAGAGAAAGGGAGAGAAUCAAAUCCUGUAGUGUGCUAGACAUGAACUAAGUCAAAGUGGCUUUUACUUGCUGCUGAAGUAUUCCUUUGACACCAAAGUAACUCAACUUCGCAAGGAGGAGGUCAACGAUAGUGAAUAAAUGCCAUAUGAUAAUCCACAACAUAUACAUUACUAAACAAUACAGGGAGAGAACAAGGAAGAUGUUUCUGUGUUCUGGUGCUAGUACAUUUUUACCUGUAUAAGUUGUAUUGUAUCAGUUGUUACAAAUAAACACAUUGUAUUAGUUGAUACAAAUAAACACAUUGUAUCAGUUUAUACAAAUAAACAGUGACUGUGUAUUCUCUGUGUAUCCUUACGGUUUUCAUUUUUUUUUAAAUUGUACAUGUGUAUUCUACAGAGAGAUUUUGUGUAUAUUGAAUAAUUAUUUUGGUGCUAGCUUUCAUUAGGAUGUUCAUUAUGUAAAACAUAAAUAUAUUAUAUGUAAUAUAAACUGAAAAGAAUUAAUAUUGUGAAUUGGUUUAAAGUUUGUAUUUUGAUAGUCGUAAGAAUGUAUGAAAAACUUUUUCCAUCUUAAUUCAAUCUUGUAUAAUUUUAAUUUCAAUUUCUUUAUUGACCAAUUAACAUGGGAAAGGUCCUCAAGGGGCAACAUGAAGAUAGUUCAAUAAACAUUCAAUAAACAUACAUGUAUAAAAGAGGGAAAGAGUUGGAUGAUUGAAAGAGCUAGGACAGACAUGGACAUUUAAUGUGUGUGUGUGUGUGUGUGUGUGUGUGUGUGUGUGUGUGUGUAUAUAUAUGUUUCUAUACUCAAUAAAUAUGUAUGUUUAUAUCAAUGUAUACAUUCUGAUACAAAUUUAUAUUGUGAAUAGUGUAAUAAAGAAUUUAUAACUUUUCUGUAUUUCUAUUCAAAAUUACUUGAAUUAAUUAUAAUUUACAGUGUAAUUAAUUAGUAGUAAAUAGUUCAUUGCAGUCAAAUCUCAUCAAUUGUCAAAAGUUCUUAGGAUGUUUUUUGUGGAUGUUCUUCUGUAUUUAAUGAUUAUUUGUAGAAUUCAUAAUAUCAAUUCAUGGGUAAGGUUUAUCCAUGAAAACUGCGAAAAUUGAUCAUCUCCUUCAAACAGUAGAGAUACGCUAUUGUUUUAAAAAUUCAGUUUUCAUUCAAAAUCCAUCUG